This is a messenger RNA of Xiphias gladius (swordfish), 8251 nucleotides long. It is a transcript of the gene sptb, whose product is annotated as spectrin, beta, erythrocytic. Bases 343 to 7416 code for a protein of 2357 amino acids. The record is from RefSeq and is a predicted model, not a curated record. Gene Ontology annotation, cellular component: cell junction; cell projection; cortical actin cytoskeleton. NCBI's taxonomy places the organism in Eukaryota, Metazoa, Chordata, Actinopteri, Istiophoriformes, Xiphiidae. Gene Ontology annotation, molecular function: phospholipid binding; actin filament binding; structural constituent of cytoskeleton. The transcript has 37 exons. Gene Ontology annotation, biological process: actin cytoskeleton organization.
AGGGUGGGUCAGUCGCUGGCUUUCGGGAAUGACCGUGGAGCGCGCGGCGCUUUCAGCCCCUUUCCCUCGUCCCCCGUGCAGGACCGUGCCCUUCUCGCGCCGCGGAGACCUCCGUCCGCUCUGACCAGGACAGCGCCGCUUCAAUGGGAUUAUAAUUGGUUUGCUGGCAGGCAGAAGGCUCAAGAUAAACACUUUGGGACACGACAACAUCCAGAAGACUACCUCCCGUAUUUGAGGUCAACCCUGCCAUUUGUUCCCGUCCGCUCAUCCCCCUCCUCGCCCAGAGCACCUGAGGACGCCGGCCGCCGUCCCCCAAACCUGCUUGCCACACUGGCCACCGCCAUGACUUCCACCACAGACUUUGACCAUGCGGAGAUCACGCAGCAGUACUGCCACAUCAACACCCGCUUUGACCUGUCUGAUGAGGAACUAGACAAUGACAACAGCUCUGCCAGGCUGUUUGAGCGCUCACGCAUCAAAGCCCUCGCAGAUGAGCGUGAGGCGGUUCAGAAGAAGACCUUCACUAAAUGGGUCAACUCAAUCCUGUCCCGGGUCGGCUGUCGCAUCUCUGACCUCUACCUAGACCUUCGGGACGGACGCAUGCUCAUUAAACUGCUGGAGGUGCUCUCCGGCGAACGACUGCCGAGACCCACUAAAGGGCGGAUGCGUAUCCACUGUUUGGAGAAUGUGGACAAAGCUCUGCAGUUCCUCAAAGAGCAGAGGGUCCACCUGGAGAACAUGGGCUCCCACGACAUUGUCGACGGCAACCAUCGUCUCAUCCUCGGCCUUAUCUGGACCAUCAUCCUGCGCUUCCAGAUCCAGGACAUUAUUGUGGAAACGGGCCAGGCAGACCAGAAGGAGACGCGCUCAGCCAAGGACGCUCUUCUUCUGUGGUGUCAAAUGAAAACUGGAGGAUAUCCCAAUGUCAACAUCACAAAUUUCACCACCAGCUGGAAAGACGGCAUGGCCUUCAACGCUCUCAUACACAAACACCGGCCAGAUCUGGUGGACUAUAACAGUCUAAAGAGGUCCAACCCGACCCACAACCUCCAGAACGCCUUCAACGUGGCAGAGCAGAAGCUCGGCGUGACCAAACUGUUAGACCCAGAAGAUGUGUUCACAGAGAACCCAGAUGAGAAGUCCAUCAUCACAUACGUUGUGGCAUUUUACCACUACUUCUCGAAGAUGAAGCAGCUCGCUGUGGAGGGCAAGAGGGUUGGAAAGGUUCUGGAUCAGGCCAUCGAGACCGAGAAGAUGAUUGAAAAGUACGAGACGCUGGCGUCAGACCUGCUGACGUGGAUUGAGCAGACCAUCAUCGUGCUGAACAACCGAAAACUUGCCAACUCUCUCACUGGAGUCCAGCAGCAGCUUCAGGCCUUCAACACCUACCGCACUGAGGAGAAGCCGCCAAAGUUUCAAGAGAAAGGUAACCUCGAGGUGCUGCUGUUCACCAUCCAGAGUCGUAUGAGGGCUAACAACCAGAGGGUCUACACGCCUAAAGAGGGAGCUCUGGUUGCAGAUAUCAACAGGGCCUGGGAGCGUCUGGAGAGGGCGGAGCACGACCGCGAGCGCGUCCUGAGAGACGAGCUGAUCAGACAGGAGAAGCUGGAACAGAUGGCGAGAAGAUUCGACAGGAAGGCUGCCAUGAGGGAGACCUGGCUCGUGGAGAACCAGAGACUAGUAGCCCAGGAUAACUUUGGUUACGAUCUGCCGGCUGUGGAGGCAGCCAAGAAGAAACACGACGCCAUCGAGACAGACAUCGCUGCGUACGAGGAACGUGUUCAGGCCUUGGUGGACAUCUCAAAGGAGCUGGAGUCGGAGCGUUACCAUGACGCCAAACGGAUCGACGCAAGGAAAGACAACAUCCUGCGUCUCUGGGAUUACUUGCAGGAGCUGUUGAAGGCUCGUAGGGGGCGUCUGGACAAGAACCUGACCCUGCAGAGGAUCUUCCAGGAGAUGCUGCACAUCAUCAGCUGGAUGGAUGACAUGAAGGCUCGGCUGCUGUCUCCAGACUUUGGGAAACACUUGCUUGAAGUUGAAGACUUGUUACAGAAACAUGCUUUGGUAGAGAACGACAUUGCUCUGCAGGCAGAGAGGGUACAGAGCGCCAGUGCUGCCGCUCUCAAGUUCGCAAAUGGAGAUAGCUAUAAGCCAUGUGAUCCCCAGGUGAUCCGGGACAGGGUGCAGCACCUGGACCAGUGCUACCAGGAGCUUUGUGCCCUGGCAGCCCAGCGAAGGGCUCGCUUGGAGCAGUCCCGCCGCUUCUGGAACUUCCUGUGGGAGGUGACAGAGCUGGAGAGUUGGAUUAGGGAGAAGGAGCACAUUUUCUCCUCCCUGGAUUAUGGCAAGGACCUGACGAGCGUGCUGGUGCUCCAGAGCAAACACAGCGCCUUCGAGGAUGAGCUCGGCGCCCGCCGCGCCAACUUCGAUCAGGUCUUUGCUGAGGGAGAAAAGAUGAUCCAGGCCAAGCACUUUGGCACCCCGAAGGUUCAAGAAUGCAUGGAAGACAUCAGGAGGCAAUGGCAGCAGCUGGAAGAACUGGCAGCCUUUCGGAAACAGAAUCUGCAGGACACUCAGAGGUUCUUCCAGUUUCAUGGAGAUGCUGAUGAACUCAAGGCCUGGCUGCUGGACGCCAAGAGGCAGAUGAGCAGUGAAGAUGUGGGUCACGAUGAGUACACCACGCAGCGGCUACUGAAGAAGCACAACGACCUGAGGAAUGAAGCAAUCAAGAACGGAGCCACUAUUGAUGCUCUAUCAAAACAGGCCAAUGCGCUGCCAGAGGAACUACAAAACACCCCUGAUAUCCAGAGACGUCUCAAAGACAUCAAGGACCUGUACAUGGAACUCAUGUCUCUGGCUGACCUGAGACAGAAGAAGCUUGAUGACACUAUGGCCCUGUACACCAUCUUCAGUGAGACAGAUGCCUGUGAGCUCUGGAUGGGCCAGAAGGAGACGUGGUUGGUGGGCUUAGAGGUGCCGGAGAAGCUGGAGGAUCUGGAAGUAGUACAGAAUAGGUUGAGCAUUUUGGCUCAAGAUAUGGCAAAUGUUCAGUCGAGAGUUGAUGACGUCAACAAAGCUGUGAAACAGCUCGAGGACAGCAGACACCCUCGCACCAAAGAGGUCAAGGAAUGUCAGACACGACUGAAUAAAAGGUGGGAGGCCUUCAAGGCCAUGGUGGAGGAUAAGAAGAGGAAAGUGGAUUCUGCUGUUAGUCUGCAGAACUACGGGCUGGAGUGUGACGAGACAGAGGCCUGGAUCAAAGACAAGACACGGGUGAUCGAGUCCAUACAGGACUUGGGCAAUGACCUGGCAGCCGUCAUGACCAUCCAGAGGAAACUGUUUGGUAUAGAGAGAGAUUUAGCCGCCAUAGAUGCCAAGCUCACCUUCCUGAGGAAAGAAGCCGACCAGCUGUCUAAAGAUCACCCGGAGAAUGCAGCCAACAUCUUGGCCCGCAGAGGAGAACUGGACGCAGCCUGGGACGCCCUAAGAAAGACCCUGAAGGAAAGAGAGGACUCUUUGGGUGAGGUCAGCAAGUUACAGACUUUCCUCCAAGACAUGGAUGACUUCCAGUCCUGGCUUUUCAAGACUCAGAAGGCUGUGGCGUCGGAGGAACUGCCUGCCACGCUGCCGGAGGCCGAGGAGGAGCUCAGCCUUCACGAUGCAGUGCGUGAAGACAUAAACAGCCACGAGGAGGACUAUCACCGUGUGAGGGACACCGGUUCUCAGGUCAUGCAGGGUCAGGAGGACGAUCCUCAGUACCAGCAGCUCGAGCAGAGGCUGAAAGGCAUGGACCGUGGUUGGUAUGAACUGCAGAAGAUGUGGGACAGUCGCAAGAACUUCCUGGACCAGGGUCUGGGCUUCCAGCAGUUCAUGAGAGACGGCAAGGCUGUAGAGGCCAUCCUCAACAACCAGGAGUACACCUUGGCCCACAUAGACAAGCCUGACACCUUGGCUGGGGCAGAGAAAGCUUUGAAGAAGCAUGAGGACUUUUUGAGCACCAUGGAGGCGAAUGAGGACAAGAUUGACGGCGCUCUGCAGGCCGGACAGCGGCUGGUGGACAGUAACAACCUGUACUCUGGGAAAGUUCAGGAGAAAAUGGUUUCCAUCCAAGACAGACAUGACAAGAAUAGAAAAAGAGCCCAGGAAGUGUCCGAAAAGCUCCAAGAUAACCAUGACCUGCAGCACUUCCUGCAAAACUCUCAAGAUCUGACGGUGUGGAUCAACGAGAAGAUGCUGACAGCUCAGGACACGUCGUACGAUGAGGCCAGGAACCUCCACAGCAAGUGGCUGAAACAUCAGGCCUUCAUGGCUGAGCUGGCUUCAAACAAGGACUGGCUCAACAAAGUAGACCAGGAGGGUCACGAGCUCAUGGAGUCCAAGCCCGAGUUUGAGCCCAUUGUGAAGGAGCACCUGGCCAAGCUCCACCAGCUGUGGGACAAACUGGAGUCCACCACCCAGGAGAAGGCCCGGCUGCUGUUUGAUGCCAACCGCUCCGAGCUCUUCGACCAGAGCCUGGCUGACAUGAAGAAGUGGCUCUUCGGGCUGCAGCAGCAGCUACAGAGUGGAGACGAGGAUGUUAAAGACCUGACUAACGCCAACAUCCUGCUCAAGAAGCACCAGAUGACGGAGAACCAGGUGCGUGACCGGGCAAGGGAGCUGGAGGAGCUCCAGGAGGCUGUCAGGAAGCACGGCGGAAGCAGGGAGGACCAGCCGGAGCUAGAGGCCGAGCAACAGGCGCUGCAGAGGGACUUCCAGCAGCUCCUCACACCACUGGCCCAGCGCAAGGGCAAGCUGGAGGCCGCCAAGGCGGUCCAUCAGUUCUGCAGAGACCUGGCUGAUGAGCUGCUCUGGAUAGAGGAGAGGAUGCCCCUGGCAAUGUCAGAAGAGCAUGGCCACAAUCUUCAAACUGUGCAAAUGCUGCUGAAGAAGAACCAGACAUUACAGAGGGAGAUCGAGGGCCACCAGCCUCGCGUGGACGAAGUGCUCGAGCGAGGACGGAGGAUGGCGGCCGCCGCCAGCGCUGAGGGCAGACCAGAGGCACAGCAAAUCGCAGACCAGCUGAAGGAGCUGGAGGAGGCGUGGGCCCGGCUGCAGAAUGAGAUGGCCAAGCGCCGGGAGAGGCUGAACGGCUCCAACUUGGCCCAACAGUACUACAAUGAUGCAGAUGAGGCUGAGGCCUGGAUAGGGGAGCAGGAGCUUUACAUGAUCGCUGAUGAAAAGGCCAAGGAUGAGCAAAGCGCCUUGCUGAUGCUGAAGCGCCACAUGAUCCUUAAGCAGGCGGUGGAUGACUACGCUGACUCCAUGCAGAAGCUGGCUGAUCGUGCCCAAAAGAUGUUUGCGGAGGACCAUCCUGAUGGUGAGGAGAUCAUCAGGCGACAGGGCCAGGUGGAUAAGCAAUACGCAGGGCUGAAGGAGCUGGCAGAGGACCGCAGGAAGAAGCUGGAUCACAGCUACCACCACUUCCUGCUGAGCCGAGAGGUGGAGGACCUGGAGCACUGGAUCGCAGAGAGAGAUGUGGUGGCCUCCUCUCAGGAGAUGGGCCAGGACAUGGAUCACGUCACGCUUCUGAGGGAUAAGUUUAGAGACUUUGCGCGGGAGACGGGGAUGGUGGGACAGGAGCGGGUGGACAUGGUCAACCAGACGAUAGAUGAGCUGAUCGAAGCCGGCCACAGCGAGGCAGCCGCCAUGGCAGAGUGGAAAGACGGCAUCAAUGACAGCUGGGCGGAUCUGCUGGAGCUCAUCGACACUCGUGCUCAGCUGCUCACGGCGUCUUACGAACUGCUCAAGUACUUUGAUGAUGGGAAGGAGUUGGUGGCUCAGAUUCUCGACAAGCAGAAAGAGCUGCCUGAAGAUGUGGGGGAGGACUUCAGCAAAGCCGAGUCAUUCCACAGAAUGCACGCCGCCUUUGAGAGAGACAUCACCGCUCUAGGCAAACAGGUUCAGCAGUUCCAGGAGACAGCUGCAAGGCUUCAUGCCCAGUAUGCAGGGGAAAGGGCGGACGCCAUCCAGGCCACGGAGCGUGAGGUGGUGGAAGCCUGGAAGGGCCUGCUGGACGCCUGCGACGGCCGCAGGGCACAACUGGUGGACACAGCUGAGAAGUUCCGCUUUUUCACCAUGGUCCGAGACCUGAUGGCCUGGAUGGAGAGCAUAAUCCAGCAGAUAGAGACUCAGGAAAAACCCAGGGAUGUCUCAUCUGUGGAGCUCCUGCAGAAGUACCACCAGGGGAUCCGGUCAGAGAUUGAGGCCAGGGGAGCCAAAUUCACCACCUGCAUAGACCUCGGCAAGGCCCUGCUAACACGCAAGCACCGAGACUCUGCCGAGAUCAAAGAGAAGCUGGCGCAGCUGAUGGAGAAAAGGAAGGAGAUGAUGUUCAAGUGGGACAACAGAUGGGACUGGCUCAGACUCUUGCUGGAGGUGUGUCAGUUUGCACGGGACGCCUCGGUGGCGGAGGCCUGGCUGGUCGCUCAGGAGCCCUACGUGACCAGUAAAGACCUGGGCCACACUGUGGACGAGGUGGAGAAACUCCUCAAGAGGCACGAGGCCUUUGAGAAAUCCACUGCCACUUGGGAGGAGCGCUUCUCUGCGCUGGAGCGCCUCACUACGCUGGAGUUGUUGGAGCUGAGGAAGCAGCAACAGGAGAUUGAGCAGUUCAUUAAAGACGAGCAACGCUCCGAUAAGGAUAGCAGGAGAGAAGACACGGGCUUUGUAGAAGAAUCUUCGCAGCUCUACACUCUUGAGGAACAAAGUCUGUCUGGUUCUGGCGCGGUCGAGCCCGGUUCAGGUCUGCUGGAGGGGGCGGCCGGCGACUCCACAAUACCCAUGGUGUCGGAGAUGAGAGAGAGUGGUUCUCUUGAGCUGGAGCCCUCUGUCUCAGUAGUGACGCCGAAGGAACCAGAGAGGGCCGCCACCAUGCCAGCGGAGCCCCUCCGAGCGCAGACUGUGCUGCAGGAGGGCAUGCUGGGCCGCAAACAUGACGUGGAGGGCUCAGGAAAGAAGGCUUCCAACAGGUCAUGGAACAACUUGUACUGCGUGCUGAAGCCAGGUCAGCUCUCAGCCUACAAGGACGCCAAAAGUUUUGGACAUGGAGUGACGUAUCAUGGCGAGGACCCCCUGUCCCUCAGUAACGCCAGCUGGGAGAUCCUCACCAACUACAAGAAAAAGAAGCAUGUUGCCAAACUACGUCUCGGUGAUGGCAGUGAAUAUUUGUUCCAGUGUAAAGACGAGGAGGAGGUCCAGCGCUGGAGCCAGGCCAUGGAGAAGGCUGUUCGGCCCAUGGCAGCGGAGGAGGCGUGGGGGCCCUCAGGGGCCAAAGCCCACAGCCUGCCCCCUCCCUCCUCCUCGGCUGCCCUCCCUGAGCCCAGCUCUGCCAAGAAAGACAAGGAGAAGAAGUUCAGUCGCUUUGCCAAGAAGAAGUGAAAGGAGAUGGGUGGGCCAUCGCGAGGGGGAUCGGGAGGGGGGGGGGGGGGGUUGCCAAGGCAACCUGGAAAGAGAAAGUAGUAUUUGUGUACAAUCAGACAGAGCGAGCUUUUUAUCACUAGAUUUUUUAUAUUAUUUUGCAAGAAUUAACAUAAAUAUUGUAUUUUAGGUUUAGGCCAUCACUCUUUUGCCUGUAUUUAAGUCAGUGUAUCAAUGCAAAGGUCCACUUUUUUCUUUGUGUUCUCUUUAACAAAUGCCAAAUUCAAAGCAUUAAAUUUUUAAGCACAGGAAUGCUCCUUUCACACUCAACCAAAGAAUAUUUGUAAAACUUUUGUUGUGUUACUUUUGCUGCAGUUUUUUUUUGCUUUAUUAAGGCAUGCUUUGAUACGGCUAUUUAUGAUACGAAGGCCUGUAAUGAACAUGGGGUGGCUAAAGAGUACUGAAGCGUACUUUUAUUAAUCUGCCUUAUAAAAUGGUUGUGAACUGUAAUACUGUGCUGUUUGAAUUUGGAGCACUAAAUGCUACUCAUAGAAUUAGAGUGAAUUUAACGGCCUUUAAAAAGCUUUGUAAAUGCGCUGUAAAGACUCGGUGAUGAGCAAACCGUAGUACAGUGCACAUCCACACCAAGUGUAAUUGCAGGUACGCAAACUAAAUGCUCUAUGCACUAUGAAGGGUUUGACUGUUGAGAUUUUAAAUUGUUAACUGAGCAGUCACGUGACACCACAAUCAGUCUAUCUUGAAUAUAGACUAUAUUCUCAACUGAGCUGUGGCAGUAGUUAUUUCUGUGAACUUGAAAUAUAUUCAACACUUGUAUAUUGAACCCUAAAUUCCAUAU